This is a messenger RNA of Dioscorea cayenensis subsp. rotundata (Guinea yam), 1809 nucleotides long. RefSeq names its product heptahelical transmembrane protein ADIPOR3-like. Bases 286 to 1500 code for a protein of 404 amino acids. Lineage: Eukaryota; Viridiplantae; Streptophyta; Magnoliopsida; Dioscoreales; Dioscoreaceae. Gene Ontology annotation, cellular component: membrane. The record is from RefSeq and is a predicted model, not a curated record. The transcript has 4 exons. Gene Ontology annotation, molecular function: signaling receptor activity.
UCUCAUCUGAAUCGCUGCUGCCGUACCAUCUCCGCUCUCUCUAUUUAUAGAGAACCCUCCGAUUCUUUCGCCGGCUCCGGGCCUUCUCCGUCUCCCUAGGUUCUCUUGGAUUCCUUGUUAUCUGGGAGUUUGAAGGCCCUCUCCGCGUUAAAGCCUUCAGUUUUUUGGAGUUUGAGCAGCCUUUUCGCUAUUCAAUCAUCGAUUUGGAGCCCUGAUUUGAAUUUCUUAUCUUGUGAGGAAUCUUUGAUCCUUAGGAGUUUCCUUCUGUGAUAGCCUAUAGCGAUAAUGGAGGGUGAAGAAAUGGUGGGGAUUUGCACGGGCGAACAUGAAAAACAUCGUUCUGGAGGAGGGAAGCAGGGAAAGAGUAGGAGGCUGUGGAAUAAGGUGAAGUAUCAGCUGGUGGAGUACCAUUCUCUGCCUAGUUAUCUCAAAGACAACGAGUACAUACUCAGGCAUUACCGCUCCGAAUGGCCAUUGAAGCAGAUUUUCCUUAGUAUUUUCUCCAUUCACAAUGAGACGCUCAAUGUCUGGACCCACUUGGUUGGGUUCUUCCUUUUUCUUGCUCUGACAAUAUACACAGCAAUGAAGGUGCCUAAGGUUGUGGACCUUCAAUCUCUGCAACAUCUGCCAGAUGUAUUUAGGAAAGCUGAUCUGCACAAGAUUCAGUCUGAACUUUUAGCUUGCCUUCCUUCGCUACCUCAUCUUUCGGAUUUGCAAAAACUUAAGGAUGACUUGAGGACCUCCUUGCCUUCCAUGGAUUUGCUUCCAUCACUAUCUCGCUGGCAUCUUCUGGAGCUUCUCUCAAGCUGUUUGCCUCAGAGAUUUUCCAAUGCUAACAAUACCAAUUGGAGUAUGACAGAGGAAGUAGCCAACAUGAUUGCACCACUUCUGGUGAGGCCAAUCCCCCGAUGGCCAUUUUUUGCAUUCCUAGGAGGAGCCAUGUUCUGCCUUCUUGCCAGCAGCACAUGCCAUCUUCUCUCCUGCCACUCCCGGCGUCUGGCGUACAUUAUGCUACGACUCGAUUACGCUGGUAUCGCCGCUCUCAUCGCUACCUCAUUCUAUCCUCCAGUCUACUACUCCUUCAUGUGCAAUCCCUUCUUCUGCAAUCUCUACCUAGGCUUCAUAACAAUUCUCGGCAUCGCCACGAUUUGUGUUUCCCUCUUUCCUGUCUUCCAGAAUCCAGAAUAUCGGGCUUUGCGGGCGGGGCUUUUCUUCGGCAUGGGUGUGUCAGGGGUGGUGCCUGUGAUCCACAAGCUGAUCUUAUUCUGGCACAGGCCUGAGGCACUCCACACAACAGGGUAUGAAAUACUAAUGGGAGUCCUAUAUGGGCUAGGUGCUCUGGUCUAUGCCACAAGAAUUCCAGAGAGAUGGAUGCCAGGUAGAUUUGAUAUUGCCGGGCAUAGUCACCAACUCUUUCAUGUGUUAGUUGUUGCAGCAGCAUACACACACUACCGUGCAGGGCUCGUCUACCUCAAGUGGAGAGACUUGCAAGGAUGCUAAUUGCAGAAACACGCAAGGAUCAAUUCGGUAAAACAUCGAUCAAGUCCAACAUUGUAUCAUCACCAUUUGUGUUAGAAUAUUUCAGAAAAACACCAAAGUGAAGCUUUGUUCAUCACACCUAUUCUACAUCCCGAAAGGAAUCAUAAAUGUUGUGCCACUCUUCUAAACUGGCAAUCAUCUGCAUUUGUAAUGCACUAAACAUUUCUAUUAUAUAGUUUGUCAAAACAGAGUACAGAGAUUAUUAUGCUGUAUUAACAAAUGCUUUUCUUCAGACAGAAUCAUGUUCAAUUACUUAUUCUUCUUUAGCCA